AUGGACACGGAAUCCCUGAGGCAAAAGAUGUCAGACCUCGUUGCUCGGUCGCAGCCGUACAUCGAGCAAGCGAAUGCCCACAUACGACCAUACGUCGACCAAGCCAACGACCAGAUCCAGAAAUCCAAACACCACUGCUCUUCUAUGCUCCAAUCAGCCCAAUCGGAGUUGCAGACGCUGUCACAAAAGCCCCAUUUCAAGGAGGUCCUCUACGGCUUGACUCUCUUCGUGUUCCUCGCCUUUGCGAUCAGUCGGUACAUCUCCAGCCGCCGCUCUCGCUACUUCACCCGCUCAUCUCGCCCCUCGACGCCGCCCACACCACAGCUCGAAAAGGCGACGUAUAGCAAAGGCCCCAAUGGGACAGCUCAGGCCCGGAAACCGGGCACGUGGAUCCCGUCCAACUUCCAACGGCCCAAGCCGCCGGCGUACGAGAACUGGUCCAUCGAGCACACGAAGCCGCUGCCGUACCGGCCCUUCCGCUACGGGCCCAAGUAUUUCGUGACCAUGGGCCUGCGCAACGUCAAGUGGGACGACUGGAUCGAGCUGGACAACCACUUCCCGCGGUACCACGCGGACAAGGCGCGGCGCAUCCAGGAGCGCGGCCACAAGUGCUGCAAGACGGCGCCCGAGGCGUACCCGGCGGCGCUAGAGCUGCUGGAGGAAUUCCGCUCGUACCUGCCAGACCGCUACCCGACGCUGUACCAGCGCACCGAGAAGGGCGUCAAGAACCUGUGGUCGGGCGAGGAGCUGGACACGACGUCGCGGCCCCUGCCCGAGGACCCCAUGCAGACGGCGGCGCGCAUGGUGCAGGACGACCUGGCGAUCAUGAUCGAAGGCGCCGACGGCCAGUACUACCUCUUGGCCGGUGCCAUCCUCCUUCCGGGGUUCUGGCGGCUGGAGGACAAGUACGGGAUGCCGCUGUCGGAGAUCCACACGAGCGGCGACGUGCCGCAGUUCCGGGAGAAGCUGGAGAAGGGCAUGAUGAACUUCUUCCGGCGGCUCAAGCCCGAGGAGCUGGUGGCGCGCAACAACUACUUCCUGCAGGUGGACGACGACCUGGCGUGGUCGUACUCGAUCGGCAGCGAGGACAACCCGGACAUCAGCUGGAACACGGCGGAGAAGGACCGGGCGAUCGAGCACCACUUCUUCCGGUCGGAGCGGCAGACGCUGCGCCGCCUGCCCAAGUCCGGCGGCGUCGUCUUCACCAUCCGCACCUACUUCCACCCGAUCACCGAGAUCGCCGAGGAGGACUACGUGCCCGGCCGCCUGGCCAGCGCCGUGCGCAGCUGGGGCGACGACGUCUCCCGCUACAAGGGCAAGCAGAAGUACGAGGCCGUCCUGCUCGAGUACCUCGACAAGAAGCACCAGGAGCAGCUGGACCGGGGGCUGAAGGUGGAGGAGGAAGAUGAGAAGAGGAGUUAUCCGUGGUGA
Molecule: messenger RNA, 1431 nt
Organism: Fonsecaea erecta
Lineage: Eukaryota; Fungi; Ascomycota; Eurotiomycetes; Chaetothyriales; Herpotrichiellaceae
Exons: 1
Coding region: 1-1431 (476 amino acids)
Source: RefSeq, a predicted model, not a curated record